Messenger RNA from Sarcophilus harrisii (Tasmanian devil), 1683 nucleotides. RefSeq names its product glutamine amidotransferase-like class 1 domain-containing protein 3B, mitochondrial. NCBI's taxonomy places the organism in Eukaryota, Metazoa, Chordata, Mammalia, Dasyuromorphia, Dasyuridae. Bases 16 to 1011 code for a protein of 331 amino acids. The transcript has 7 exons. Gene Ontology annotation, cellular component: mitochondrion. The record is from RefSeq and is a predicted model, not a curated record.
GUGCCUUCUGGGCCUAUGAAUCAACUAAAGGGAGAGCGAUUCUGGCCCCAAGUUGGCUAUGCUCUAGUUACUCAUUCGCCCGAAGGGAGGGUCGGGGCGGAAGUAAAGGUCACGUGGUGCUCCUCUCCUCAACACCUUCUGGAACCGCCGUCACCGCUACCUACUUACUGGUCUUCCGUCUUUCCUGCGACAGCAGACGCGGCAAUGUUUGCUGUGCGGUCCGCGGCGGCCUCCGGGCCUGUGUUCGCCGGCUGUCGGCCUUGGUUGAGGUCCGGCGGACAGCAGCUCCUUUCCCUGGCCGCCUUUCACGGCUCCGCGCAGCGUGCCAAGGCCAAAGUCGCUGUAAUUUUGUCUGGAUCUGGUGUCUAUGAUGGCACAGAAAUUCAUGAGGCCUCAGCGAUAUUGGUUCACUUGAGUCGUGAAGGUGCUGAAGUUAAGAUGUAUGCACCUGAUAUUUCUCAAAUGCAUGUUAUUGACCAUACCAAGGGGCAACCAACAGAGAAUGAAAAACGGAAUGUUUUGGUUGAAUCAGCAAGGAUUGCUCGAGGCAAGGUUACUGACUUGUCAAAACUUAAUUCAAAGGACUAUGAUGCUGUUAUCUUUCCUGGGGGAUUUGGAGUUGCCAAAAACCUGUCUACAUUUGCAGUCGAUGGAAAGGAUUGUAAAGUCAAUAAAGAUGUUGAACGAAUCUUAAGUCAGUUCCAUAAAGAAGGGAAACCAAUUGGCUUGUGCUGCAUUUCACCAAUUCUUGCAGCCAAAGUCAUUCAGGGUACAGAAGUGACAGUAGGACAUGAACAAGAAGAAGAAGGGAAAUGGCCUUAUUGUGGGACUGCAGAAGCCAUUAAAGCCUUAGGAGCAAAGCACUGUGUGAAAGAAGUAACUGAAGCUCAUGUGGACACCAAGAACAAAGUUGUCACAACUCCAGCUUUUAUGUGUGAAACAGCAUUGCACCAUAUUUUUGAUGGGAUUGGGCUGAUGGUCCGGAAUGUUUUGAAACUAACUAAAAAAUAAGAAUUCAGAUUCUCUGUAGCAACAAAUAGCUUGAGUACCUCAGUUUUGAGUAGAACAAUAUCAGCUAUAGAGUACUUUGACCUGGUUACCUUUAUUUUUUUUUCUUACUUCUGUGCUGAUAAAGGUUUGACCAGAUAGGCCAAAAAGCUGCCUUUUUUUCCUCUUCUGCCUCUCCAUGAUGAAAAUUUGUGUUUCCUACCCAAGGAGAGGCCUUUUUAAGUUGCUAAUUUAGAGGUGAGACAUUUCAUCAUAGCAUUGUUUUGAUUCACUCGUUAAAGGAAGGAGGGAAUUCCCAAAAUUUAGAGUAGUAGUUGUAAUGUUGUGUUUUUUACAACAUAUCUCUUAAUUUAAAACCUAGACCAGUUUUUUUCUGGAUGCUAAUUGAAUAAACAUAAUAUUUUGUAAUCCUAUAUCAUUACUUUUUAUUAUUUGGAAAUGGAGGGAUAUAAUGUUUAGCUUCUCAUUUUCCAAAUCUGAAUGUAAAUGAAACCAAUAAAAUAAAAGAAGUAAAUACUUUGUAUUUGUUUGUGAAUUUGUACUGAUGUAUAUGACAUGUAGCAAAAAAUACCUCUAACCAAAGAGAAUGUGUUUAAUUCUUCAGUGAAAUUAUAUUUUAACAGUGUUGGGCCUUCUGAUACAGUAAUAAAUGUGAUACCAAGAAGUUGUUUUUUU